AUGCUCGCUCAAGUAUUCGCCAUCCUCACCUUCGCCCUCUGUACAUUAGGGUUCUCCAUCAGCACUCAAAGGGACGUCAAAGUCUUAGCAGGUGCACCGAUUAAUUCCCUCAAUCUAACAGUCGUACCAGAUUCUCCAAUUGAGGAUUCAAACAUCACGUUAUACUGGGGAUCAGGAGAUGCAGGUACCGCUCCUUACAUACUCCAAAUCGGUACAGGUGGUUAUUACGCGAAUUUGACUUGGUUAUACGAAUACACCAAUCUCACAGAGACAAAUCUGACUUGGAAUGUCAACGUUACUGCUGGCGAAACUUUAGUUUUCCAGCUAACUGACGGCACUAACACCACCACAUACUCCCAGAACCACUUGAUACAAUCAGCAAACGGAACUGAUCUUGACGACUCCACAUCUUCUGCUGUCGCACAGGAUCAGGCUACAGUUGAGGACGAAGAUGAAGAUGAAAGUUUCUUGGGAGAGUUAUUGGCCGAUAUUCAAGCUGAAUUAGAUGGGUAG
Messenger RNA from Kwoniella shivajii, 513 nucleotides. RefSeq lists its product as uncharacterized. The transcript has 3 exons. The record is from RefSeq and is a predicted model, not a curated record. NCBI's taxonomy places the organism in Eukaryota, Fungi, Basidiomycota, Tremellomycetes, Tremellales, Cryptococcaceae. Bases 1 to 513 code for a protein of 170 amino acids.